AUGUUCACUCUGCGGGAGAUUUUCCGGUUCGUGCAGACUCUGGCAGUGCCCGUAAUUUUUGGUCUUUUCGUGAAAUAUCUGGUGCCCAAGUCAGAUGACAACACACUCCCCCCGUCGUUGUAUCUGCCCAUCCUCGCUGAUAUCGGUUUCGUCCCAAGAUCAUUCCCAGUGACAUAUCGUCUGGAUGGUUAUGACUUCAAGCAUUACGAACGGAUUCAGAAUGUCUCAUUUAGCGUGCCUGACACCACUGCUGUUAUUCUCAACUGGUCACGAUUCCCGAAUGUUUUGCUUAUCACGUCUCUCUUGUGCGGAGACUGGUUGGGCGACGUUAUCGUAGAAGUAUCUAUCUGGAACAACAACCCGCGGCAACUGACGUAUGAAGAUUUCAAGAACACUGGUUGUCCCAAGGACAGGUUAAGAAUAUACAACGCACCUGCGAACAUGUAUUUUCAGGGCCGCUUUAUGGGCUGUGCUCAAGCACGUACACCAUACUGUUUUGUACAGGAUGAUGACUACCUUGUGCGGUCGGAGAUUGUGCACGCUCUCCAUAAGCGAAUGAGAAGUUCGAGUGGGUCUUAUGGCAUUUAUCUCACUCCGCCUCGCGAACAUCUCACCUCAACUCUGCGCGAGAUCCGUGUCUCCAAGCCAGAAUCCUCGUACCUCUCGGAUAUUCAUGCCUCAUUUACCUGGCUGGGAUAUGGUGCAAUUAUCCAUCGCUCCGAUGCCAUAGAUUUUAUUUCUCUUCUGCGACGCAUUCGUGCGUCGGACGAUGAGAUGAAGAUGGCGGAUAAUUUCUUCACUAUUCUGAGCAAUCGCGUUCCGGAAAUAUGGUUCGAUCGCGAGUUCGAACUUGGGGGCGGCCAGCCUUUCACCAUCGGUCCUGAAGGAGACGAGAGGAAUAACAGAUACAUUCAGAAGGCAACCCAGUACUUGGAAUCUAUCACCCACUGCAACGCUCCUUCCUGCACUUCUGCUGUAGAUGCGAAACCUGCCCGUGCGAAGCUGCCGUAUACCUCCUUCCAGGCCUAUCUUCCGCCACCAACGUGGCAACGUGCAGCAUGCAGAGGUUCCUCAUGCGUCCUAGAGACGAACAUCCACCUAUUGCCAGAUACCAUAGGGCACACCGGUGACAGCAUUCAAAAUAUGCUGUAUCUGGAGAAACACAAUCUAGAACUGUUGGGUGAGGCUGCCAAACAGCAUUACAUCGAUUAUGCACCUUCAAAUGCUGUGGAUACUCUCACCGACACAUCGUUUCGGAGCCCAGGCAGUGCGAAGAAGGGCGACAUUAUUUCUAUCGAUUUGUUAGCCGAUGUUAGCGAGGCCUACGAGUGGACAAUAGUGGAAAUGGCAUGGUUGGUCGAUUCAGCUACCGAGGCGAUUCUCGAUGCCUGUACAUUUGAGUCUUCCAUGGACCAGCUCGUUUGGCAUCAUGCGUCUCAGCGGCCAAUCUGUAACGACACAGAUCUUAGACUUCCUUCGGACAAUUUGACGUCAGAAGAUACGCCAACGUACCUGCGCGAGUGCAGCGUGCAGAUGCUCGUGGCGUCCGAUGCGUUGCACUUGCGCGCCACCGGCCGAUAUUUCAGAGUACGGCUAGAAGAAGACCAGCCCGAGGGAUGGGCAGUUUUCGAGAUAUGGUUGAGAGGGCUGUGA
Sparassis crispa is the source of this 1653-nucleotide messenger RNA. RefSeq lists its product as hypothetical. The record is from RefSeq and is a predicted model, not a curated record. Bases 1 to 1653 code for a protein of 550 amino acids. Lineage: Eukaryota; Fungi; Basidiomycota; Agaricomycetes; Polyporales; Sparassidaceae. The transcript is spliced from 6 exons.